Culicoides brevitarsis is the source of this 1503-nucleotide messenger RNA. It is a transcript of the gene Hakai, whose product is annotated as E3 ubiquitin-protein ligase Hakai. Gene Ontology annotation, biological process: regulation of cell adhesion; protein ubiquitination. The record is from RefSeq and is a predicted model, not a curated record. Lineage: Eukaryota; Metazoa; Arthropoda; Insecta; Diptera; Ceratopogonidae. The transcript has 3 exons. Gene Ontology annotation, molecular function: ubiquitin protein ligase activity. The coding region runs from base 248 to 1276 and encodes 342 amino acids.
AAACAAGUGGAACGUCGGAAGAGAUUUUCGGGGAAAAUAUGCGUGAAAAUCAAUAAAUACUGUGAAAAAUCAGCGUUCGUUAGAAAAAUAAAUGUCUAUUGGUGUGCUGCAGCUUGCUGAGGACCGCGAAUUCAUUGAAGAUAUCUCACAAAGGAGCGAAAACAAAUCCACAUCGAUCGCAUUUGCAUACUAUAAACAUCAAACAACAACAAAAAUCCCAUAGAAAACUUUGAUUCUAUUCUUAGAUAUGGCUCGUGGAAGAGGCAGAGGACGAGGCCGGGGCGCCAGCAGAGGACGAAGAGCAGCGCGAGUCGUUUCGUCUGACGAAGAGCAACAACAACAGCAACAACCACAACAAGAAAAAGAGUCAAAUCCCGAAGGCAGUCACAAGGGGGAAGAUAACAUGGAAAAAAUGUCGGAAGUUGCCGGUCUGUCAGAACAAGUUCCAGAAAAGAUGGAAACCGAGACGAGUGUUGCCGAGCAAAGUAUCGAGGAAAAGGGAAUGGCCAAAAAAGAUGACGAUACAAACGAGGUCACGGAAAUCAAAGCACCAACAAUCGAUAUGGAAGCUGACAUUUCUCAGUUAGAAGCACCUACGUUCACGACAAUUUCACGAGGCCCCCCUGAACCGAUGCUGCAUCUCGAGUGGAAUCACAAGGUAAAUCUGAUCGGCGAAAAAGUCAUCAAUCCCAUGAUUCACUGCUGUGAUCAAUGCGAAAAGCCAAUUCUGAUUUACGGACGAAUGAUUCCGUGCAAGCAUGUCUUCUGUCUGGGAUGUGCGCGCAAAGAAACGAUGAAAAUGUGUCCGCGAUGCAAAGAAAAGGCGAUUCGAGUCGAACAAACGGGCUUAGGGACGGUAUUUAUGUGUACGCACGGCGGUACGCGUUACGAAAGUAAGGGAUGUCGUCGAACGUAUCUCUCGCAACGUGACUUGCAAGCGCACAUCAAUCAUCGACACAUCAGUACACCGAUUGUACCACGCUUGGAGAGUCUGGCAGUGAAAUCCAAUGACGUCGCAUCCGAGAGCGCCGCUUCAACGGGAAAUGUAAUUUUGUCGCCACAGAAAAAACCAGAGGCCAGAUCGUCCACCGUCCGCUCGGCUCAAACUGGAGGCACUCAAGCCAGCUCGUCUCCGAAUGCCACAAACCAAUAUUUCAAUGCACCUCAAUCGUCACAAAAUAGGACAGCUCAGGGAUACUUUUCGCCAUUUUCCGGAUAUUCGAACUCAAAUUCCGGAGCCGAUGCUCAAUGGAAUCAGGGACAGUACUACAGAUGAAAAAAGUUUAAAUCUAGAGCCUAUACGAAACGGAAAGACAAGUAACUGACGCAAUCUGAUCGGAUCUGUUGAAUACCACGAGAACUGGUACUCCUAUUGUAAUUAUUUAUAAUUUAGAGUGAAAAGAAGAUGAAAGCUUCUAUCAAUCUGUAAAUUCCUUUUUAUAAAAUAAACAAUAUAAAUAUCUAGUUGUAUUUCAAAACAAGAACAAUUAAAAAUUAUAUAAA